Molecule: messenger RNA, 2939 nt
Organism: Linum trigynum
Lineage: Eukaryota; Viridiplantae; Streptophyta; Magnoliopsida; Malpighiales; Linaceae
Source: the annotation of a GenBank genome assembly
CUUCAGAGACAACACAUAGAGAACUCCCCCACACUUUCUUUCUUCCUUCUCCUCCUCAAAAUCCCAGACACCAAAAACAGAGAGAAAAGGGAAACAACACUAAAAAUCCCCAAUCUUCCUUCUCCUUCUUGAACCCAGAUACAAACACACAGAUUAGAGGCAAGAGUUCCGGCCAGUUACCAAAACAAAAGAAGAAGAAGCAAAAGGCAGCAGCAGCAAGAAGAGGGACAGCAGCUUCAUCCCUUCCACAAACAACAAGCCAAAGGUUGGUAAUCACCCAACCCAAUCAUCAUUAUCAUCAUCCUUUGUUCAUCACUAGUUCUUACAAGAUCAAACUCAAUCUAACUCCAAGCUAAUUACCAGAGGACCAAAGUGAUUUAAGAAGGCAAUCAAAUUACACAAUCUGGGCAUAUCGAUGUAUCUAUAUUGGUUUGAUUCCUUGCUAUCUUCGUCCUAUAAGCAAUCAGAAACAGAUUUGGCAAACACAAAUUCCAGAUUCAAAAAGCACCCAAAAUUUUUCAGAACCAAACCCACCAUUGCCACCAACCAAACAUUCCGGAUUUAUUCUCCAGAGGCAGCAAUGAAAAGCUAUCAUAGAAAACCACUAAAAAAACCACACCAAAAACCUAAAGAUCAUCACGCUUAGUCAUGAGCAAUGGCCAUGACUGGGUUUUAGAGUAUUUACUCCCCUAAACCAGAAAACCCAAAGGAAAAAACUCAGGCCAAAAUGGACUGAAUGCGCAGAUCUUGUCUUAGAACCGCGUUUCCCGGCCGGUAGAUGAGAGAAGUUGCUGGUGAAACAGAGCGGCUAGGGUUAGAGAUGAGAAGCAAGGAUUUCUUCCAAAGUUAGAUUAUAUGCUCGACCAGCAACUGACCCUUUUGCUCCUUAUCAUUCAUUAGAUUUACCCUUCCUUGCCACCAAGUUCCAACUUCAGACAUUGAGUUUGCAACUCAAUCCUAGUCAGCAUGACUCAUCGUCAUCAUCUAGGCUACUGCCUCUGUUUUGUUGAGCUAAUCUUUCCGUUUUGUAAAAGUUAAUUUAACUAAUGUUAACCUUCUUAGUUAGGCUAAACGAAAUAGGUAAAACAGGGACUGGAGCCAUAAAAGAUCGGAUACAUAGGAUUCCAAGGACAAUAACACAUUUCUUUCGCGGAAGUUCAAUUUUUGACACCUUCAAGGCUAGACGCAGACAAACUCAACAUUGGUUAUCAAAACCUUACAUUAAGUCUAAUUGAAAGGUCAUAAAGCAACUCCCAAGUCAAUUGGAUUGACUUGAUUUCAACUAUUUAACUAGUUUCCUAGUUAUUUUUGCUGCCAGUUUACUCUAAGAACGUUUAUUGUUUUAUGAGACUUAUUUUAUGUUUUGUUUCUUGUUCUUACGUAGGCAUGGCUUCACGUGUUGACUUGUGUGACUGGCUGCUGCUCCGUUGACAGAGAGAAGAAGAAGAAGAAGAAAGGCAAAAUAAGAGUUUGGGUUAGUGCUUUUGUUGUUGUUUGGCUGGAGAAAGUGGAGACAUGUUGUUCAAGGGCGUAGUGAGGGAGAUAAGAGACACCAUGGGGAGCAAAUCAAAGGGUAGGAUUAAUGGGAAAGGGAUGAACCAUCACCGCCGGGGAAGAGCCCACAUCGCGCCUGAAGGUGGGUCGGAGGUGCCUACUCAAUGGGGGAGCUGCAGCCCAGGAGACGACAGUGGCGUCAACGAACAACAUGGGUUAUGGGCUACUUUGCCGCCGGAGCUGCUGAGGGACAUAGUCCAGCGGAUUGAGGCAAGGGGGACCUCGUGGCCGGCCAGACGAGACGUGGUGGCUUGUGCUGCCGUUUGCCGGUCCUGGCGUGAGAUCACUAAAGAGAUUGUCAAAACCCCUGAACAAUGUUGUUGUCUCACUUUCCCCAUCUCUCUAAAGCAGCCUGGCCCUAGAGAUUCUCCAAUUCAAUGCUUUAUCAAGAGGGAAAGAGCAACUUCAACUUUUCAAUUGUACCUUGGUUUGAGCCCUGCGUUGUCUGGUGAUAUGAGCAAAUUGCUGUUGGCAGCUAAGAAGGUCAGGAAGGCAACGAGCACAGAAUUUAGAAUAUCCUUUGUGGGGACUGAUUUUUCUCAAGCGAGUAGAACAUUUGUUGGAAAACUAAGGUCUAAUUUCUUGGGGACCAAGUUCUCAAUUCAUGACAAUCAACCUCCUUGUCCGGAGUUGCAGUCAAUUUGUAUGCCACGUCGGAAAAUCAACCCAGUUCAGGCGCCUUCUUCAUGCCCUAGAGGGUAUGGAGUAGCCACCAUAGUUUAUGAGCUCAACGUCCUGCGUACGAGGGGACCGAGGAGGAUGCGAUGCACGAUGCAGACGAUUCCUAUCUCAUCUGUCCUUGAAGGCGGGACUGCACCUACCCCAACCGAGCUGACACAUAUCUGCACCGAGCAGCCUUCUCGAUCUCCCAGCUCAAAAGGGAAGAAGACUGUCAUCGUUGACUUGUGCUCAAGCAGCAGCCUUUCAGAUUCCAUGGUUGCCUCCGAGUCUGUGGGCAGAGAUCCUCUAGUUUUGAAGAACAAAGCUCCGAGGUGGCAUGAGCAGCUGCAGUGCUGGUGUUUGAACUUCAAGGGACGAGUGACUGUGGCUUCGGUAAAGAACUUCCAGCUGGUUGCACAUGCCGAGCCUUCCUUGAAUCUUCCCCCAGAGGAGCAGGAGAAAGUGAUUCUCCAGUUUGGCAAGAUUGGUAAAGAUAUCUUCACCAUGGACUAUCGCUAUCCGCUCUCUGCCUUCCAAGCUUUCGCCAUCUGUCUCAGUAGCUUCGACACUAAACCUGCUUGUGAAUGAUAUGAGAUGUAAUAGCAUUUUUGUGUUCCUUCAUCUGUUUACUAAUGUUGUUGUGCAAUAACAAUGCUUGUUGUAUCUUUUGGUAAAUUUUUGGGCUGUAUAUAUUCGCUUCUUCAAAAGAAAAACAGUGUUUCAUA